This is a messenger RNA of Mesoplodon densirostris (Blainville's beaked whale), 1509 nucleotides long. It is a transcript of the gene SLC16A4, whose product is annotated as solute carrier family 16 member 4. The transcript is spliced from 8 exons. The coding region runs from base 1 to 1509 and encodes 502 amino acids. The record is from RefSeq and is a predicted model, not a curated record. Gene Ontology annotation, biological process: transmembrane transport; monocarboxylic acid transport. Gene Ontology annotation, molecular function: monocarboxylic acid transmembrane transporter activity. NCBI's taxonomy places the organism in Eukaryota, Metazoa, Chordata, Mammalia, Artiodactyla, Ziphiidae.
AUGCUGAAGAGGGAGGGGAAGGUCCGACCCUACACGAAAACCCUGGAUGGAGGUUGGGGAUGGAUGGUUGUGUUUCAUUUCUUCCUGGUAAAUGUAUUCGUGAUGGGGAUGACCAAGACUUUUGCAAUUUUCUUUGUGGUUUUUCAAGAAGAGUUUGAAGGCACCUCAGAGCAAACUGGUUGGAUUGGAUCCAUCAUGUCAUCACUUCGUUUUUCUGCAGGUCCCCUAGUUGCUGUUAUUUGUGACAUAAUUGGAGAGAAAACUGCCUCCAUUCUUGGGGCUUUCCUUGUUACUGGUGGAUAUCUGAUCAGCAGCUGGGCUACAAGCAUUCCCUUUCUUUGUGUGACUAUGGGAUUUUUACCUGGUUUGGGUUCUGCUUUCUUGUACCAAGUCGCUGCUGUGGUCACUACCAAAUACUUCAAAAAACGAUUAGCUCUUUCUACAGCUAUUGCCCGUUCAGGGAUGGGACUGACAUUUCUGUUAGCGCCUUUCACAAAAGUCCUGAUAGAUCUAUAUGACUGGACAGGUGCCCUUAUAUUAUUUGGAGCAAUCACAUUGCAUUUGGUGCCUUCUAGUAUGCUCUUGAGACCCACCCAUAUCAAAAGCGAGAGCAAUUCCGAUAUUAAAGAUAAAAGUAGCAGUUUUUCUGCAAGUGGUCCAGAGGCAGCGUGUGGGACAGAAACAUCAUGCUGCAAUGAGAUACAAGAGUCUGCCAUCAGGGACAAUACUAUGCAGGAUGGACAACCUGGUAUAAGUUUAACAGUCUCACAAAAUCAAAAUGAAGAGUUCAACAAUGAACCUAACAGGAACAGACUCUUCCGAAAAACUAAUGAAGAAAGUUAUGGGAAUAAGAGUAUUUUGUGGAGCUGCAAACAAAAACUCUUUGAUUUUUCUCUUCUUAAGAAUCCUUUUUUCUACAUAUUUACGUGGUCUUUUCUCCUCAGUCAGUUGGCAUAUUUCAUCCCUACCUUUCACCUGGUAGCCAGAGCCAAAACACUGGGGAUUAAUAUCAUGGAUGCCUCCUACCUCGUUUCUGUAGCUGGUAUCAUUGAGACAGUCAGUCAGAUUAUCUCCGGAUGGGUUGCUGAUCGUAACUGGAUCAAGAAGUAUCAUUACCACAAGUCUUACCUCAUCCUCUGCGGCAUCACUAACCUGCUUGCUCCUUUUGCCACCACAUUUCCACUACUUAUGACCUAUACCAUCUUCUUUGCCAUUUUCUCCGGUGGUUACCUGGCAUUGAUACUUCCUGUACUGGUUGAUCUGUCUGGGAAUUCUAUGGUACACAGGUUCUUGGGGCUUGCCAGUUUCUUUGCUGGGAUGGCUGUCCUUUCUGGACCACCUUUAGCAGGCUGGUUAUAUGAUUAUACCCAGACAUACACCGGCUCCUUCUACUUCUCGGGCAUAUGCUAUCUCCUCUCUUCAGUUUCCCUUUUCUUUGUACCAUUGGCCGAGAGAUGGAAAAACAGUCUGACCAGAAAGAGAGAGGACUGCAAUCAAAUGAGAGCUUAA